Echinostoma caproni is the source of this 606-nucleotide messenger RNA. Lineage: Eukaryota; Metazoa; Platyhelminthes; Trematoda; Plagiorchiida; Echinostomatidae. The record is from the annotation of a GenBank genome assembly.
GAAUCCAAUUUCGGCGGGGAUUUGAAUGCUGUUCGACAACAAUUCUACCAACUGUUUGAUUUGCUCGAAGUUCUCGAUCCGACGUUCAGUGACUAUCUGGAAUCGACCAAUGCUAAAGAUAUGCCCUUCUGUUUCCGAUGGUUACUAAUCCAAUUCAAACGGGAAUUCUCCUACUCAGAUGUGAUGGUCCUGUGGGAAGCGUUCUGGAGUGAACAUUUGACACAAAAUUUCCACAUUUUUGUCGCUGCGACCAUACUCCUAAUGAAUAAACAGAACAUUAUGGAUCGGAAGCUGGAUGCAAACAGUAUCCUCAAGCUGGUCAAUGAUAUGUCAAACAAAAUACCACUUGAACCGACCCUGAUCGCUGCCACUCAAUAUGUCGAUCAGCUGAACACGGUCCUCGCUCAACUGCCCAAAUCCGUUCAGGAGCUGAUCAGCGGUCCUUCAUUGUCCACGUCGGUCCAUACCAUUCGACGGAAAAUGGGCGAAAAUUCGGACGACAGUUCAUCCCAUCUGGAUUACACGUCCGGAUUGUUGAAUGAGGAAUUGGAGGAUUUGAUGGACACCGAACCGCGAAACAGCUCCCUGAUGGUUCCUCUGCCCUAA